GUGAUCUUCAGCUGGGAUACACGGCAUCUCAAUUAAAGGCAAUAAGAUUUACUAAACAUGCAUUGUCUGUUGCGUGCAACAAUUAUCACCUUUGUGAGCAGUGGCCUAUCGGUCAUCAGCGGAAUUCUUAUAUUCAUUGAAUACAGCCUAAACUCUCACCAUGAUCGACUAGCCACGAUGUUCGUGUUCAUGACGAUAGGUGAUUUUAUGUAUGCCGUUGGUUACAUUGUGGGGGAUAUGCGGUACUAUGACCUGUACGAGGAAAUUGACAAUGUGACCAGUACUAACUGCAGUAUACUGUCAGAUGAUGCCAGCAACGACCUGCUUUGCAAGGGGCAAAGCUUUGUUACGACGUACGCAAGUCUGGUGUCGUUUGCUUGGACCUGUAAUUUACUGAUCACGCUAUAUUUAUACUACAUAGGUCAUGACAGACCAUCACGGUUAAGGGAGUGGAUUAUGCACAUUGUCGGAUGGAUUUUACCAGGUAUAAUUGUCAUUAGCGCGGUAUCAGCCGGAGCUCUGGGUGAAGAUAGUGCGGAAUACAGCGGACCUUGGUGCUGGGUGCGGGACUUUCCAUCCAAAGGCGAAAGAAUUCUGUGGAUGCUUUUUGCGGGGAAAUUCUGGGAAAUUUUGACCUACAUCAUUACGUUCGUCAUGUUUGUACUCUGCAUGAAACUUACAAGUUGUGGCAGAAUUAAAGGCGCUCGCUUCCCAGAAGAUGUUACCAAUCAAAGACGUUUUGUGAGAAUGGAAGAUAAUGAAGAUGUAGAUGACCAGUCACAGAACAGAAUUUCAGACAUUCAAGGACUGGUUCACGACGAGAAUUAUUCGUGAUGAUGAGAUUCUCACUAAUCUCGCGAAAUUUUCUCGCACGCGAAUAAAGGAAGAUCAGAAACAUUAUGAAGAUCAGUCGUUAAUGAUGUGGAGAUUUUGCUUUGCGUGGAUAAUUUUGGUGGUCACUCGUUGCUUCGGUACAACCCGUUUCUUCUUGUAUGUGUUUGAUGUACAAGUUAGCGAUAAGGCAAAUGAAUGGCUGUUGAAUCUACAAAGUUUUGGAGAUGGCAGUUUGGCGUUUGUGAAUUUUGUAUUCUAUCUGAUCACUAACCCCGCUGUCGUACGAAAGUAUUGGAAGCAAAUCAGGGCCCGGAGCGGAAAUGAUGAAAUGUCAAAUAAUGAAAAUUUAAAUGUAAAUGAAUAAACAAACAUUAAAAAAGAAAUAAAGCAAUUAAACUUUUAGCUAGAGUAACAAAACCACAAAUAUAAACGGAUGCCCGCAUUAUAACCUUGAACGAGUUUAAAAUUAUGUAAAUAAAACCUAUGCUGAUAAAUGCAUGAAGCUUAAAUCUUUCUCUGGAUUACAAUGUGUAAAUAUUAGUAGACUAUUAGGUGGGAAAGUUUAUCGAGGAUAAUGCGCACGAUAUCGUAGAAUACAGUAAUAAAACUAUUGUAUCUAAAACCGACAGUAUAUGUCGAAAUAGUAAAUUUACUGGCCUAAAAAUCGUGGGCGGCCAAGAGAAAGUGAAAAUUAUCUAAAAAGACUUGCAUGUAUAAGAAUAUCUACGGAUUUCACCAUUUCUACAAGUUUUGAAAAUCAGUAGAAUGCUUUAUUGUUUCAAAAUAUACAUAACAAGACUUUUUAACAUGAGUCAUUUUUGCAAUUGGUCAUGGGAAUUAAAAGAAUCGUAGUUUUCAUUUUUUGCUAAGAAAAUCUAUAGGGGGUGCAUCAUUAUAAGAAUAACAUAAUUUUCACAGUAGUACAUGUAUGUACAUUAUGCAAUCACAAAAUGAGUCAUAAUUGCUAUUUUGUGAAACAGCUGAAUUUAUCAAGGUGAUAUAUUCCAAAAUGGUAUGAAGAACAAAACCUGGAAAUUAAAGUUUUCAUUUGAUUUAGCUUAUUGAUAGUACUGUUAUCAUUGAUAUAUGAUUUAGUUUUUGUUAGGUAUAUGCAAGGUGAAGAUAACGAACAGUGAUCAAUCUCAUAACUCCUACAAGCAAUACAAAAUAGAUAGUUGGGCAAACACGGACCCCAUGACACACCAGAGGUGGGAUCAGGUGCCUAGGAGGAGUAAUCAUCCCCUGUUGACCGGUCACACCCGCUGUGUGCCCUAUAUCCUGAUCAGGUAAACGGAGUUAUCCGCAGUCAAAAUCAGUAUGCCAAGAACGGCUUAACAAUCGGUAUGAAACACGUGAGACAGCAUUUGACCAAAUGAUAGGUUGUAUUGACGAACUAGAUCGUUAUAAUAUAUAUGUAUCAUUAUGACGUCACAAAAUGAGUCAUAAUUGCUAUUUUGUGAAACAGAUGAAUUUGUAAAGGUGAUAAUUUCCAAAAUGGUAUGAAGAACAAAAGCUGGAAUUUAAAUUUUGCAUAUAAUUUAGCUUUUUUGAUAGAACUGUUAUCAUUGAUAUCUGAUUUAGUUUUUGUCAGUUAUAUGUAUCAAUAGAUAGCAUUUUCUUUAAAAAUCUUAAGCUUUACACAUAUGCACAUGAGCCGUUAUUCCAUAAAUGAAUUCAUUUAAAGAAAUGCUUUUAUUUUAGGUACUAAUAAAAGUAUGAAGUCUC
Molecule: messenger RNA, 2559 nt
Organism: Ostrea edulis (European flat oyster)
Lineage: Eukaryota; Metazoa; Mollusca; Bivalvia; Ostreida; Ostreidae
Product: G-protein coupled receptor 157-like
Exons: 5
Coding region: 58-834 (258 amino acids)
Biological process (GO): adenylate cyclase-activating G protein-coupled receptor signaling pathway; cell surface receptor signaling pathway
Cellular component (GO): plasma membrane
Molecular function (GO): G protein-coupled receptor activity
Source: RefSeq, a predicted model, not a curated record